AUGGCGUCGACUCCCGAGAGCGCAAAAAUGAAUGACUCGCGGCGCUCGGAGGAGUCCAUUCGCACUUCUUCCCCGCGUUCCUCGGCGCAGCACGAUACCAGAAAACCACCGGUUCCGAAGGCAUUGCAGUCCAAAACAGCCAGGGGAGAAACUCCGCAGCAGAGCUUUAUGAAUGGGCUGGAACGGGAGUUCAAGGUCAAACAUCUCAGUUUAUUAGGGGUGUUUGGGUGGUUACUACUCUUGCAUGUCGCGGGUAUUUUCUUCUUCACCAAGGGAUUCCUCCUCACCCGGAUGGUGCUGGAGAACAAAUCGUCGUGUGAUGUUCUACCGUUUGACGAUGCGGCGCUACAAUCAGGUUCUCGUGGUGGAAACGACGGAUGCUGGCACCAGAAAACGUUUGACAAAGCGAUUGUCAUAAUCGUUGAUGCCUUGAGGUAUGAUUUUACCGUUCCAUUUGCGCCGCGGGCCGACGGUGAAAUGGCCCAUCUGUACCAUGACAACAUUCCUGUUCUGUACGAGACGGCGGUCAAUACCCCGCAAAAUGCGUUCUUGCUGCCUUUCAUUGCGGACCCUCCCACGACGACUCUGCAGCGCCUCAAGGGCUUGACGACGGGAACACUGCCGACAUUCGUCGACGCCGGCUCCAACUUUGCUGGCACUGCAAUUGACGAGGAUAAUCUGGUCGCUCAGUUGCGAGCCGCGGGGAAGAAUCUGGUACACCUUGGGGAUGAUACGUGGCAUGCUCUGUUCCCGGACUACUUCGAUGCCAAUCUCACGCGCCCGUUUGACUCGUUCAAUGUGUGGGACCUACACACUGUUGACAAUGGCGUGAAUGAGCAUCUCUUCCCCCUUUUGCACCCGGAAAACGUGACGAAAUGGGACGUGAUUUUUGGCCAUUAUCUGGGCGUCGAUCAUGCCGGCCACAGAUACGGACCGAACCAUCCAGCGAUGGGCGCCAAGCUGAAGGAAAUGGAUAACGUCAUUCGCGAUCUCAUUGCUAAGGUGGACGAGGACACCCUUCUGGUUAUCAUGGGAGACCAUGGAAUGGACUCGAAGGGUGACCAUGGUGGUGAAUCGAACGACGAAGUAGAUGCAGCGCUUUGGAUGUACUCGAAGAAAGGUGUGUUUGGUCGUACAAGCCCGGAAACCGUUGCGCCGCCGAAGACGGCCCGAGAACGGUUUGUGCCGCAGAUCGAUCUUGUACCAACGUUAUCUCUCCUACUUGGGAUGCCCAUUCCUUUCAAUAACCUCGGUGCGCCGAUCGAGGAAGCCUUCGCUGGUGCCCGGGGGAAUGAUUGGAAGAACCUUGUCGCCGUCAAUCGUCUCACCUCCGCUCAGAUCAAGAGAUACCAACACGAAUAUGCGACGAUCCGCGGUGCGGAUGAUGGCCAAGAGUUCCAAUCGCUAGGCUUGUGGAAGACAGCGGAAGAUGGGUGGAGAAUGCUGCAGAAGUCCGGAAAGCAAAACUUGGCGCAAGAUGUCUACGCCUCCUACAGGCAAUAUCAAAGGCACACCCUGGAGAUCUGUCGUGGUCUAUGGGCCAAGUUCGAUGUCCCAAGCAUGCUCCAGGGCGUUGGGAUUCUCUUUGCAGCUAUUGUUUUUCUGGUGUUCUAUGCACGAGGCAUCCGUGCCGACAGGACCGAACUCACCGAGUCUCUGCUACACACUGUUGCGCUAGGCUCAGGCGUCGGUGCUGCAACCGGGGGCUUCUUGGCGGUUUCCAGUGCAGUGGAUCUGAAAUUCAUUGAGUCAACAGCCUUGUUCGCGGCCGUAGGAAGUAUUGUCGGUGGAUCAUUCUCCAUCUUCAGGCCUGCAAACCACCUCGAGUUGCCUCUGCCAAAGACUGUGUGGGGCUGGCUUGCCAUUUUCUUCACUGUCUCUCAAUCCAUCGGGUUUGCAUCGAAUUCAUACACCAUUUGGGAAGAUGAGAUCCUCUUGUUCUUCCUUACCACCUUCGGUGUUGUCUCUGGUGUGUCCUCGAUGCGGCAAAAGACCACUUCCGACAGAGUUCUCGGAGUGUAUCACUCUAUCCUCUUUGUCAUUUUGGGGAGAGUUGCAUCAUUCUCUCGUCUUUGCAGAGAAGAACAAAUGCCGUUCUGUCGGUCUACCUACUACGCCUCCGCUACAUCCUCGACAUCAGCUCCAUGGCAGCUGGCUAUUCCUUUCAUUCUGACCCUCAUUCUCCCGGGCGUGGUGAAAUCUUUCUACGCUGGGUCUAAAUCAUAUGAGGGGACUGCGACCCUCUGGGUCGGCAUGGGUUUCCGGCUAGGGCUGUUCCUCACCUCCCUGUUCUGGCUCCUCGAGGGUGCGGACGAUGGCGAAUGGCUCCCAGUCAGCAAGGAAAUAUUAAAGUCGACGCGGGUAUUUUUAGCUCAAAUCGUACUUGCGCUUGCCUUUGCUGCUGGCACAACUGCGUUCAUAUACUCGAAACCAUGUGUGACCAUCGAUGUCACGCAAGGAAGUUCCGAACCGGACAGCAAGAACAAGUCUCCGGCCGCGUCCCAACAAACAGGAAGAGCAACUGUCACCAUCCUUGGAUUCGGAAACGUGUACGGAACGCGGUUUUUCCUCUUGGUCGUCAACUUCUGCCUUGGAAUUAUCCUUAUGCAAAAGCCCAUGGGCCAGGGAGCUAUUGGUCUGCUUAUGUGGCAGAUAUUAUCUCUUCUCGAGAUUCUUGAUACCAACGCGCUGGUGAUGAGCAACUCGGCUAUCGGACCGGUUGUUUUGGCGCUAUUGGGUUCAUUCUACUUUUUCAAGACCGGUCAUCAGGCGGUGCUGAGCAGUAUCCAGUGGGAAACCGCUUUCAUCCCUCUUUCCUCCGUGAAAUAUCCCUGGUCUCCUCUUUUGGUUAUUCUAAAUACCUUCGGAGCGCAAAUCCUCACCGCUAUUGCCGUCCCUCUUACUGUCCUCUGGAAACGGCCUCUACUACUGAGCGAACCGUCGAAGUCGACUGGCUCGAGGCCCGAGAAGCCGAUCAACCCUGCCAUCAAGAUCCUUUCCGACGUUGUGCAAGCAGCUUGCACGUAUAUGCUCUAUUUCGCCACCGUCAAUCUCGCAACCACUAUGUGGGCUGGCCAUUUGCGCCGUCACCUCAUGCUGUACCGUAUCUUCAGCCCGCGUUUUAUGAUGGGUGCGGUGGCCCUGGGCGUUGUUGACACUGUCCUCAUGCUUGUCGCUGUGCUGGGUGUGCGGUACAGCACUCUGAGUGUGGGAGACAUCUUUGGGUGGUGA
Molecule: messenger RNA, 3231 nt
Organism: Aspergillus terreus NIH2624
Lineage: Eukaryota; Fungi; Ascomycota; Eurotiomycetes; Eurotiales; Aspergillaceae
Product: mannose-ethanolamine phosphotransferase GPI13
Exons: 2
Coding region: 1-3231 (1076 amino acids)
Biological process (GO): GPI anchor biosynthetic process
Cellular component (GO): endoplasmic reticulum membrane
Molecular function (GO): mannose-ethanolamine phosphotransferase activity
Source: RefSeq, a predicted model, not a curated record